CAAACUGCAGAAGAUGAGAAAUGAGUGAACCAAAACAAAACAAUAAAUUUAUAAUUGCCACAACACCACCUAUUACUUUUGACUAAGAAGCAAGAAACCAACCAAGUCUUUAACCUUUCCUAACAAGCUUUUAUUGCAAUGGCAUCAUCAUCAUCAUCAUCAUAUAUUGUGGCCACUUUAUCACCUAAUAACUCUCUACUUUUCUCACAAACCAGACUCACUGGUGCUAACUGGGUUCAUUUUCCAUCAACUAGUAGGAGGAGAGUAGGUAGGGUAAGAGCAGAGACUGAAAGUAUGGCUACUGUCACAGAGAAACUUGGCAUCAAGGUUGAGAGGAACCCUCCUGAGACAAAACUCACUGAACUUGGUGUCAAGCAAUGGCCUAAAUGGGGUUGCCCUCCAAGCAAAUUCCCAUGGACAUAUGAAGCCAAAGAGACUUGCUAUCUUUUGGAAGGGAAGGUGAAGGUUACACCAAGUGGGGCAGAUGAGUCAGUUGAGAUUGGCGCCGGUGACUUGGUUGUGUUUCCAGAAGGGAUGAGUUGCACUUGGGAUGUGUCUGUUGGUGUAGACAAGCACUACAAAUUUGAGUAAAUCUGCUGUAGUGAUCUAUAAGUAGCAUCACUCUCUUAAUAUCCUUGUAUUUGGAGAUGUUUAGUUCUUAGCAUAUUAGUGUUGAGAUGUUAGUUCUUAAUAUCACUCUCAUGUUAGUGUUAAAGAAAAAAUGAAUAAAUCUUAUGUGAUGAAUAAAGAUCAUGACUUUCUGGAAAGUUUGGACAUGGCAAGAUUUUGAAGUGGUUAUUAGGUUUUGUGGCUCCAGUUUCUUUGUGAUUUCAUGACCAAAUGCUCAAAACUUGGACAGGUUAUUGAGCUUCAAAGAUUGUUAUUAUUUCACAUUGAUGUCAAGCAUGAUCAUGUUUAAAUUGCAAGUAAAUACUUUCUGGAGCAA
Messenger RNA from Arachis ipaensis, 946 nucleotides. RefSeq lists its product as uncharacterized. NCBI's taxonomy places the organism in Eukaryota, Viridiplantae, Streptophyta, Magnoliopsida, Fabales, Fabaceae. The record is from RefSeq and is a predicted model, not a curated record.